AUGAUAGAAAUUAAAAGUAAUAGAGAGGACACAUAAAAGAAGUUAUCUGAAUAAAUUUAUCAUGUUAAUUAACUUAUAGAAAAAUCAAAUAUAGAAGUCUUAUUCUAUGUUUUGAUGGAAACUAAACUUUAAGAAGAAUAUAGAUAAUUACAAAAAUUAAAAGAAUAACAAUGUUAAUUAAGAGAUUUAAUAUAGACUGAUUUUACAUAAUUUAAAUAGAUAUCUUCUAUUAGAGAUCUAUUUGUUAAGCCCUUUAAUAAAAAUUAGAUUAAUUUUCUUGAAAAUGUAUGUUGGUGUUCGGUUGAUUAUCUCAAUUUCUUCAUUUUAGCCAAUAAUUCUAGUUAAAAUAAGAUUAAUUUUUGUUUGGAUGAUUUUGAUCCAUCACAUAAUAAAAAUUGGAAAUAACAUUAGGAGAAAUAACAACGAGGUCCUCCAACAUAUAAAUAUGAUUAUUAUUAUCCAAGAUAAUGUCAGGGGUUUGGAUUGAAGAUUGACAAAUUUGGAUAGGAUAAAAAUUGGAUUAAAAAAGAUGGGAAUUAAAAUGAAUGGAGAAUAUUAUAUCAUGGUACUAAACAUCAUUUUGUAACAUCAAUUGUUUAAACUGGUUUAAAGCCAGGACCUGGUUAGAGCUAUUAAAAUGAUGUUGGAGUCGGAGUUUAUUUUUCAGAUAGAAUUUCAGUCACUCAGGGUUACUCAAAUGAAGUACCUAUUGGAACUCGAAAGUUUAGAGUAGCCAUAAUGUCAAGAUGCAAACCCUAGUCUGUUAAAUAAAGCUAAUCGAUGUAGUCAAGCAAUAUUUUUGUUGUAAACAACAUCCAAGAUAUUAGACCUUAUAGAAUUUUAUUAUAUGAAUAAGCUUGA
Molecule: messenger RNA, 861 nt
Organism: Paramecium pentaurelia
Lineage: Eukaryota; Ciliophora; Oligohymenophorea; Peniculida; Parameciidae
Source: the annotation of a GenBank genome assembly